Molecule: messenger RNA, 636 nt
Organism: Ylistrum balloti
Lineage: Eukaryota; Metazoa; Mollusca; Bivalvia; Pectinida; Pectinidae
Product: sodium-dependent multivitamin transporter-like
Exons: 4
Coding region: 1-636 (211 amino acids)
Source: RefSeq, a predicted model, not a curated record
AUGAUAUUUGUGUUCUGGAUAUCUCUGGGACAAAACCUCUUCACGUCUGCACCAAGCGAGCCUUGGCUUCCAUCGAAUCCAAGACAUCAAUGUAGUAUAGAUUUGACUUUUCCUGCUAAUGCAACUAUAUCAGAUAGUUCAACGUUUAAUCAUAACAUCACGAUUUCUCUCAGCGACACAGCGUCACGAAUAGCAGCAUACGAGGAUGAAAUGGAUAUGUUUAGAAGUUUUAAUCCUCAAGGCAUAGACAAGUUAUAUUCGGUGUCCUUUCGUUGGUUCGGAGCCAUAGGGAUAUUAUUGACAAUUGGUCUGGGAUCUAUCGUGAGCUUGCUGACAGAUCACCCAUCCGCAGUUGAAGUAGACGUGAGAUAUAUAUUACCUCUUGGUGACCAACUGUUUCCAUAUCUUCCCAAAAAGGCACGCAGAUAUUUAAACUUUGGUGUCGAUUUCGGAAAGCGAAGAAGAUGGCUGGAACAACAGACAGCAGGGACGAUAAAUACACAAGAAUUCUGCGGAGAGAUUAAAGUUGAAUUGGAAGAGGUCAAGGCCAACGAUGAGCUGUCAGUGUUAUCAACAGGCGGUGUCAAUGCCUUUACUGAGAAGAUUGAACGUACCAGCGACACCUCAAUCAUGUGA